Strongylocentrotus purpuratus (purple sea urchin) is the source of this 651-nucleotide messenger RNA. RefSeq lists its product as uncharacterized. The transcript is spliced from 4 exons. Bases 1 to 651 code for a protein of 216 amino acids. The record is from RefSeq and is a predicted model, not a curated record. NCBI's taxonomy places the organism in Eukaryota, Metazoa, Echinodermata, Echinoidea, Camarodonta, Strongylocentrotidae. Gene Ontology annotation, molecular function: G protein-coupled receptor activity. Gene Ontology annotation, biological process: G protein-coupled receptor signaling pathway. Gene Ontology annotation, cellular component: membrane.
AUGGAUAACGCUACACAAGCUGGGACGACUUCGGAAUGGAACCAGCUCUCCACUACGAUUGUGUACACUGUGUUUGGUAUAUUUGGUAUCACCGGCAACGGUCUCGUGCUCCUUGUCAUCGCCCUAGUCAAAAAUCUCCGUGGUGUCACCAAUCUUUUUAUCGCCAACCAAUCCUUAAUCGACCUUUCGUCAUCGGUCGUCCUCAUCGCUAGUUUCGUCGUACCUCUACCUCCGUUGCCAUCAGGUCGACCAAUCCUUGCUCAGUUUCUCUGCCGAUUUUGUCAAGAAUUUGUGUCAAGUAUGGAUAACACUACGCAAAACUCGACGUCCGAGGAUUUGAACUACCUCCCAACUACGAUUGUGUACGCCUUGUUUGGCAUAUUCGGUAUCGCCGGCAAUGGCCUCGUGCUCCUUGUCAUCGCCCUAGUCGAUGAUCUCCACGGUGUCACCAAUCUUUUCAUUGCCAACCAAUCCCUGAUCGACCUAUCCUUUACCCUGGAAUUCUUCUUGCCUGUAAUAGCUAUGAUCUUCGUCUACUCAGCGAUCGCAUUUCGGCUCCGAAGCGACGGAAUGCGCGCAUUCCAACCUAAGCGCAGCCGAACCAAAGCUGAUUCAACAACACCAAGCCAAAGCAGACCCCUUACCGACUGA